GCGUGGAAACUUUUUUUUGUUUCUCUUUCUUUCUCCUACCCGCUCUCUUCUCAUUUUCGCUCUCUAAUUACAAGUUUUCUCUCAUUAUUCAUUAACGGAACACUAAAAAAUGGGUCUUGUUGACGAAUUCCGCUCAGGAAACUUUUCUCUCUAUGGGCAAUGGUUUGGCCUCUUCUCAAUCGUUUCGCUCAUUCUUUUCAGCUUUUUAAGUUUCCACAUCCUAUGGUCCAUCUUGGGAUGGAUCAUGGCCUUCCUACUUGUCUUCAUUGAAAUCCCUUUUUGUCUUAAGUGCUGUCCCACUAGUGCCAAGUUUGACAAUUUCUUGACUCAAUUCCAGAACUCGUACUUUCGAGCAGCAGGCUAUGUUGUAUUUGCUAUUAUCAUGUGGCUCGCUUUCGGCAUUGGUGGACGUACUCUUCAGAUCGUCUCUGCGCUGCUCUUGACUGGUGGAGCUGUCUCUUAUACUAUUGCCGCUCUCCGCCAUCAAACUCCCGCCUCUAGCACCAUUACAGGAGGCACCGGUGUGUCCACCAUCGUAUAGGAUUUCCUUAGAGUAAACAAACAAAUAAUAUUACUUCUUAUCCAGUGGUGCUCACUAAUGUCUCCAUCGCUGCUCUGGGAUGCUAGACGUAUGUUUGUAAAAGUAAAAAUAAAAACAUCAGCUUUUGACAG
This is a messenger RNA of Lobosporangium transversale, 672 nucleotides long. RefSeq lists its product as hypothetical. The coding region runs from base 110 to 541 and encodes 143 amino acids. NCBI's taxonomy places the organism in Eukaryota, Fungi, Mortierellomycota, Mortierellomycetes, Mortierellales, Mortierellaceae. The record is from RefSeq and is a predicted model, not a curated record. The transcript has 7 exons. Gene Ontology annotation, biological process: vesicle-mediated transport. Gene Ontology annotation, cellular component: membrane.